Sorex fumeus (smoky shrew) is the source of this 1675-nucleotide messenger RNA. It is a transcript of the gene GIMD1, whose product is annotated as GIMAP family P-loop NTPase domain containing 1. The transcript has 4 exons. Gene Ontology annotation, molecular function: GTP binding. The coding region runs from base 144 to 797 and encodes 217 amino acids. The record is from RefSeq and is a predicted model, not a curated record. NCBI's taxonomy places the organism in Eukaryota, Metazoa, Chordata, Mammalia, Eulipotyphla, Soricidae.
AGCCCCUUCAGAGAAGGUAGUGCUCCUCUAGUCCACGGGCUGGAAUUCCAUGAUUAACUUUUUGAUUGAGUAAUAACCAAAUCUGCUCGACAAUAGCCAACACAGAACCCUCUUGUGUAUUCAGAGUGAGGAGUGGGGGAGCUAUGACAGACUCCAACAAGAUGGUCAUCAACUUGGUCCUCUUCGGCAUGACCCAGAGUGGAAAGAGUUCUGCGGGGAAUGUUCUCCUGGGAAGUGCUGACUUCGACAGCCACUUUGCUCCAGCUUCCGUGACCAGAGACUGUAGCCUCGGCCGCAGCUGUCACCUGCGAGGCUUCAUGCGUCGGGGCGGUCAGGAGGUAGCCCUGCAGGUGCAGGUGCUGGACACGCCGGGUUACCCACACAGCAGGCUGAGCAAGCAGCAUGUGAAGGAGAAGGUGAAGGAAGCCUUGGCCCGCCACUUCAGCCAAGAGGGCCUCCACCUGGCACUGCUGGUCCAGAGGGUAGAUGUGCCUCUCCUGGAGCAGGAAGCGUCGUCCCUCGUGCAGAUGAUCCAGGAACUUCUGGGACAUGCUUGGAAGAAUUAUACCGCCAUUCUUUUCACCCACGCAGAAAAAAUAGAAGAGGCCGGGUUCGAUGAAGACACAUACUUACAUGAGGCCUCCAAUGCACUGCUAACCUUGCUUAACUCCAUUCACUGCAGAUAUGUUUUCCAGUAUAGAAAGGAAAAUUCAUUUAGUGAGCAAAGAAUAAAAAUCUUAGAAAGACUCAUGGGAUUUGUGAAAGAAAACUGUUACCAAGCUCUGACUUUUCAAUAAAACUUAAGAUGAAAGAAAAGAGUAUUGGAUAUGCAGGGAGUGAGAAGCUUUAAGCGUCUUUGCUAACAUGAAUAUGGACCAUGAGACAGCCUACAAGCUGCCAGGGGAAGGGAAGAAUGGCUAGAACCACUGCAAAACUGGACUGAUCAUUAAGAAGAUUCAAAAUUUCUUAAGCAAGUCUUAAGACACAACAAUUAACAUCUUAAGUAUAGUUUCAAUAGCAGCAUGUAUUGAAAUGAUGGUCCGUGUAUCAGCUAAACAGGAAAAUGGUCUGAAAGUCCUUUGCCAGUAGGUAAGUAAAUAGUGGCAUAUAAACACGAUGGAACACUACAGUGAUGAGAAUAACCAAACUAAAACAACAAGUAACAAUUUCACAAAUGGUUCAAACACGCUGAAAGAAGUCAGACAUUAAAAAUUUGAUUGCAUUUGCCGCAUGUUCAGGAACAGCUAAAGUGAAUGUAAUCUAGCCCGCUCUGACCUCAGAAGCGCUGAAGUCGGGGAGGGCUCAAGGACCCAACAAAGUUGUUCUGAGAAGAAAUUUUUCUGAGCUGGAGGCACACUUCACAGAUGUGUUCAUGUGUUCAAACAGACUCUUCUGAUUUAUGAAUUAUUCAUUGUAUGUCACACUUAAUGUUCAAAAUAGGGAACUGCCAUCCAUAUUUUAGAAGCUAACUCCAGUGCACCAGUAAGAUGAUCUUAUUUGUCUCAUUUGGAAUACCUACUUCAUAGUUCCUGUGAUGAUUAAAAGCCUGAAUGAUACUAUAUGGCAGCUUUCUUAUAAACUAGGGCUCCCACUUGGACUAGAAGCAGAAAUUAGAAACUCAUAUACAUUUUCCAUAUAUGAUUUAGAGAAGAGCUGGAGCAAUAGCAUAGCGGUA